CAUAGCCUAAAGCGUUGUUGGUGUAGUUUCACAGGGAAAUAUGUUAGGGAAGCUUUUAUCAUGUUUCAGCUCAAUUCAUGUUGGGUUGCAGGUGGGAUAUUUGAUUUCGAUACUACUAGAAAAAGGGAUUCCAAAACUGCUAGAACAAACAUCCCGACGAUUCCCGAAGAGAAACCUCAAAAGUUUUGAGGUAGAAGACAGAAUAAGUGCGUUACCAGACGAUUUGCUUGUGCGGAUAUUGUUGUUUGUGCCAACAAAAUAUGCAGUGCUUACAAUGAUUUUGUCAAAAAGAUGGCGGUCUAUUUGGAAGAUGGUGCCAGAGCUCAACUACCUAGAGAUGAUCAAUGAUGAUACUAACAAAGUAAUUAUUGGCGGUUUACUUGGUCGUUUACUUGAGCGUUUUUUUGGCAGAAGUGAUCAGCGACGACAGUGGCUUUUGCGGUUUAUUGACGAGUCAUUACAAGCCCAUAAGGCACCUGUUUUAGAAUCAUUACUUAUAGAAGUCGAUACAGGACGUCAGGUUGAUGUUGAUGUUGGAAACUGGAUUAAAAAAGCGGUUCAUCGUAGAGUCCGUGAGCUAGGGUUUAUUCUCAGAUGGUCCGCAGAGCCUACUAGGUUACCUAAUAACCUUUACACAUGUGAUACACUCGUUUCUCUAGGCCUUUCCAACAAGGUUCUUGUGGAUGUUCCUUCUCUAGCAUGCCUCCCAUCCCUCAAAAAUCUUCAACUUGACUCUGUGGUAUACAAAGAUGAAGAUUCUUUGGCCCGAUUAUUUUUGAGUUGUCCUCUUCUAAAAAAAUUGAUCGUGGAACGUCACCACCAAGACAACGUAAAAGUUUUCAAUAUAAAAGCCCCUUUGUUGGUAUUUUUAUCAUAUCAUUAUGUGGAAUUAAAACCACAUGACGAAGGCAUUGAGGGGAGUUUAGUAAUAGAUUCUCCGGCUUUAAAGAAAAUCUUCAUCACAGAUCACUCGAGAGACUCUUACUCGAUCGCAAACGAACCUCGCCUUGAGAAGGCAAAUAUCAACUUCCUUUUCUACCCUGAUUACAGGUUUAGGACAUCUCUUUCCUCGCUCAUGUGUGUCGAAUUUGUUUUGAGCUAGGCAACGCUUGCGUGGUUUAGCACUAUUGGCUACUCUCAUCUUAUGGAGUGUAAGAUAAUACUUGUACACGAUUUAGACUGGUUACAACCACUAAUGAUGUUGCUUCAAAAUUCUCCUAAUCUAAAAGUUCUUCUCAUCGACAAGACAUUCCUUCAACUUGCGGAGGAGUUGCCACUUUCAUGGAACCAACCAAGUUCUGUUCCCGGAUGUUUGUCAACCCAUCUCGAGAUAUUUGAGUGGAGAGAAUAUGAAGGAAGAAACGAAGAGAGAGAAUUCAUAAACUACAUCUUUGCGAACUCAGAGUGUUUAAAGAGAGCUGGAUUCUCUUUGAAAUCAACCAGCAACCAUAAAGAUAGAAAGAAGAUGAAAGAUUUGGAGUCUAUGUAUAGGGUUUCAGCAUCAUCCCAGCUUCUCUUCUCCACUCAUGUAGAAUAUAUGAGUGUUUCAGAUGAACUGAGGGCCUGAUUUUAUUUCAUAUGGUUCAUGUGUG
Molecule: messenger RNA, 1592 nt
Organism: Raphanus sativus (radish)
Lineage: Eukaryota; Viridiplantae; Streptophyta; Magnoliopsida; Brassicales; Brassicaceae
Product: putative F-box/FBD/LRR-repeat protein At1g22000
Exons: 3
Coding region: 41-1102 (353 amino acids)
Molecular function (GO): protein binding
Source: RefSeq, a predicted model, not a curated record